CCGGGGAGGUCCGGGAGGACAUUCGGGGAGGGAAGGGGGAAGGCGCGCAGCGGGAGGAACGACGUUCGGGAAGACAAGGGAGGGUGGGAGGCUCGGGGAGAUUGGGGGGAAGAGGGAAACAUGGAGGGAAGGGAGGUUCGGGGAGAUUGAUUGAUUGAUUGAUUGAUUGAUUGAUUGAUUGAUUGAUUGAUUGAUUGAUUGAUUGAUUGAUUAUUGUUGUUGUCGGUCUUUUUGUAGUGAACUGUUAUCGUGCUCAUAUCUUUCGAACUUUGAGAGGGGGGGGGGGAGGUCUGGGAGGAGGUUCGGGGAGGUUCGGGGAAGAUGCGUCGUGUUAGGACUGAGGUUCGGGUUGAGGUUCGGCACGAGGGCCAAGGAGGUCUGGGAGGACAUUCGGGGAGGGAAUGGGGAAGGCGCGCAGCGGGAGGAACGACGUUCGAGGAGACAAGGGAGGGUGGGAGGCUUGCGGAGAUAGGGGGGAAGAGGGAAAGAUGGGGAGAUGGGAGGACGACGAAGAGCCGUAGUGAGGCCGUGAAGAAGCACUUCACGGAGGUGGGGGACAGCAGCAGAGUCGACAAGGGUAACAAACAGCGGAUCUGCAAUUAUUGUGACAAGCCUGUGGCCGGGACAGCGAGCAGGGCAAGGGACCAUUUCUUGACGCGUUCGCGAUGUGAUGUCGAGCGCCUGCGAGGUGUUGUGCCGAGAGAAGAGUACUCGAGGAGGGUGAAGGGAUUGGCUGCGAGGUCGGAGUUGGGAGUCGUUAUGGGAGAGACUGCCGAGCUGGGGUCGUCGGAGGACGACAACGAGCAGCAGACUGUAGAAGGCGGAGUAGUCGAUCGAUCGAAAUCUGUGGCGGGGCUCCAUCAUGAGACUCCCCAGUCGUCCACAGUUGUAGUCGGCCUCCGUCAAACAAUGAUCGAGGACAGUGUUGUCGUUAUCAUGGUGCACGAGCAAACACAGCGCGCAGUGGACAACUGGAUAACGGCAGAAUGCAUCCCAUUCAAUAUGAUGCGGAGCAAGUACUGGGACAAAAUGGUGCAUGCACUCAUGAAUGCGCCGAAAGGAUUCCGGUACGCGAAAUUCGAGAGUGCAAGGACAAAGAGGGUUGAAGUGACGAGGGGGAGGGUCGCGAAGAGGGUGGAGGAGCUGCGGCAGGAGUGGCCAACCACUAGCUGCAUAUUGCAGCUUGAUGCUGUGGGCCGAAUGGUGGAAGCAGAUCACUUGCAUAUCUUCUCGGUCCCAUGCACAGCUCACUCGCUCGACCUCAUUUUCGAGUCUUUCGCACAGAUCACGUGGGUGGGCGAAGCUAUUAAAAGGGCGUCGGAGGUAGCAAAGUUUUUCACGAACCUUUCGCGGGUGCGGGAUCUCCUCCUCUACUACUCCAAUGGCAGCGUCGUGGCAAAACCCAGUGCGACCAGGUUCGCCACGAACUUCAUCAUGAUGUGGAGCCUGCAGGGGUUGUACUUGCCGCGGCGAGCGUGUUUGACGGGCGAUGAUUGGAAGCCAGCGAUUGUGCACACUUCACAACACGAACUGUUUGUGAGGGUGACACAUUCCAUCUUCGACGACACCUUCAGGGCAGAUAUCGAGAAGGUGCUGCAAACGUCCAAGAACCUCCUCAAGCUUUUGAAGAAGGUCGACGACAUGGGUCCCACCAUCAGUAAGGUGUAUGCCCGUAUGGAUAGCAUUGUGGAGAAACUGAGGGAGAGCGGACACUUCACAGAAGCAGAAAAGGAAGAGCUAGAGGCUAUAAUAAUGCGGCGCUGGAAUACAAUGACUCCACCACUGCAUUGUGUUGCGCUGUUUUUGGAUCCGGAGUACAGAGCGUCGCGGCCUGAAUCGGAUGCAGAGAUUGUGGACGGGUUUUGGACAUGGCUUUACUCGUGGUGCAAGGAGGUUGCGUACAGGGAGGUCGACACAGAGAUCUGUUCUUGGAUCGAGGGCACCGGGAGACACACUACCGAAAAUGCAAGGACACAAACCCAUACGAUGCAGCCGGCGAGGUGGUGGAGGAAGUGGUACAGCGACAUGCCCAUCCUCCAAAAGCAAGUCGUUUGGCUUCUUGGACAAGGCUCCUCCUCCUCUAGUUGCGAGAGGAAUUGGAGCUUGUUCGAACCGAUUCACAGCCGUCUCUGCAACAAUCUUGGCGCCGUCAAGCUAAGCACGCUGGUUUUCAACAGAUGGAACCAGCACUUGUUGGACUUCUUGACCAAGAAACCGAAGGCCGACGAUGCGGCGAAGUGGGAAGAGGAUGAGACGGUGGAAGAUCUGACACGAGAUGAGAUGGUGUCAGAUGCACUCCUACGUUUGGGGGAGUGGCGUGCCCACUACCAAGAAACCGAAGGCUGACGAUGCGGCGAAGUGGGAAGAGAAUGAGCCGGUGGAAGAUCUUACACGAGAUGAGAUGACAUCAGAUGCACGUCUACGGUUGGGGGAGUGGCGUGCCCACUUGCGCGGAACACAUUCGGUCCACGCUGAUUCGCCGAAGGUGAGAAUGACGACUCGGGCUCCGACAAGGAGGACAUUCCUGUCCAAGCGCAACAAACGGCUGUUGCGGAG
Molecule: messenger RNA, 2556 nt
Organism: Chara braunii
Lineage: Eukaryota; Viridiplantae; Streptophyta; Charophyceae; Charales; Characeae
Source: the annotation of a GenBank genome assembly